Olea europaea var. sylvestris is the source of this 792-nucleotide messenger RNA. Its product is annotated as peroxidase 4-like. The transcript is spliced from 2 exons. The record is from RefSeq and is a predicted model, not a curated record. The annotation marks the transcript as partial. Lineage: Eukaryota; Viridiplantae; Streptophyta; Magnoliopsida; Lamiales; Oleaceae. Gene Ontology annotation, biological process: response to oxidative stress. Gene Ontology annotation, molecular function: heme binding; peroxidase activity.
UUGCAGCUUGGAGGGCCUAAUUGGAACGUAAAACUUGGAAGAAGAGAUGCAAGAACAGCUAGCCGGUCUGCUGCAAACAAUGGCAUCCCCCCUCCAACUUCAAAUCUUAAUGCUCUUACUUCAAGAUUCGGUGCUCUUGGACUUUCCACCAAGGACCUCGUUGCUCUAUCUGGUUCUCAUACAAUUGGACAAGCAAGAUGCACCAGCUUUAGGGCUCGCAUAUACAAUGAAACGAACUUGGAUGCUUCGUUUGCACGUACUAGGCAAGGAAACUGUCCAAGAGCCAGUGGUUCCGGGGACAACAAUUUGGCACCUUUGGAUCUCCAGACUCCAACCAAUUUUGACAACAAUUAUUUCAAGAACGUUGUGAAUCAGAGGGGACUCCUCCACUCCGAUCAACAGCUUUUUUUAAGCGGUGGAUCCACCAAUUCAUUCGUCUCAACAUAUGCCAACAAUCCACAAACCUUCAACUCUGAUUUUGUCUCCGCCAUGAUCAAAAUGGGGGAUAUUAGUCCACUCACGGGAUCAAAGGGAGAGAUAAGGAAGAACUGCAGAAGGAUUAAUUAAUGAGAGAGAAUUCAGUUUUGUCUUUGGCUCGAAAAAUUGUGCUAUUCUAAGAUAUUACAAAAGUUUUUGUUUGAGUUGGGCCCUCGGGUGCAUUUUUAGUUAGCUCUAGAUUCUUAUUUUUAUGUGAAGAUGUGUGACCAUUUCAGUAGAGUGCUUUUGUAUUAAGUUCGUGAAUGAACUUCAUCCUUUGAUGUUUUGAAUAAAAGACACAAUUAUAUUUUCUCA